Molecule: messenger RNA, 1417 nt
Organism: Pimephales promelas (fathead minnow)
Lineage: Eukaryota; Metazoa; Chordata; Actinopteri; Cypriniformes; Leuciscidae
Gene: arl3l2
Product: ADP ribosylation factor like GTPase 3, like 2
Molecular function (GO): GTP binding; GTPase activity
Source: RefSeq, a predicted model, not a curated record
UAAACUAAAAUAUACUUAAUGUAAUUAUGAAACCUGUUUGUCAUGUAUAAAUCAUUUUAAUCACAAGGUUGAUUUCAGUUAUAUUUCAAUUCUAAUACCGAAUAACAUCUAACAGUGAAAAAUAUAAUCAAGUACUAAACAUAUGAUUUAGUAAGUUAGACAACACAUCAAAAUAUUUUUUUUAAUGGUAUCAAGACAUUAUCAGGACCUACAAAUUUUCUCCCAUUGCAUUAUUAUACAGUAGCUCCACUAAAACUCUGAACUACAACUACACACAAUAUUGCUGUCACUAUCUCCGAUACUUAUCGACCCAGUUUAUUGUUACACCUCUACGAACGACUGAAAAAUGAAAGAAAAUUCACAGAUGAAAAAGUAGUUAGCUAAUAUAGCUAGUUAGCACUUAGCAGGUACAGUCAGUCAGAGAUAAAGCUGGUGAAGUCUCAGUGGGGGUGGGAAGGAGAGAGAGAGAGAGAGAGAGAGAGACUAAUUCUCUCAUAAUCCUCCAUUCUGCAAGCCUUCUUCCUACACAACACACUCACACACACCUGAACAUGGGAGAGGGAUUGCCAUCACACACACACCCAUAGGAAUGUGAGACAACGGGACGCAACAGAAGUCAAAAUGGGCGAAGCUCCAAAGGGUUUGCUCUCGGUCAUGCAGAAGCUGAAGGGAUCCGCAGAGCUGGAGCUCAGGAUCGUUCUGCUGGGUCUCGACAACGCCGGCAAAACCACUCUACUCAAGUGUCUCGCCUCGGAGGACGUGAGCACCAUCACACCGACACAGGGCUUUAACAUCAAGAGCGUGGCUUCCCACGGGAUGAAACUGAAUGUGUGGGACAUCGGUGGACAGAGAAAGAUCCGACCUUUCUGGAAAAAAUACCUAGAAAACACAGAUUUAUUGGUUUAUGUCAUAGACAGCACUGACAAGAAGCGCUUUGAGGAAACAGGAUUGGAACUGUCAGAGCUGAUAGACGAGGAAAACCUCGCAGGCGUUCCCGUCCUCAUCUUUGCCAAUAAACAGGACUUAGGCACGGCGUCUCCGGCCAGCGAGAUCGCGGAGGGCUUGAACCUGCACACGUACAGAGAUCGAGUCUGGCAGAUCCAGGCCUGUUCUGCGCUCACCGGAGAGGGAGUGCCGGACGGUAUGAAUUGGAUCUGCAAUAACCUCAUCACCAGGAAGAAGUGAACUUUUCUGAGCUAAACAAGCAUAUGCAAUGCAGAAAUAUUUUUUUUUUACUUGUUUUCCAGUGCAAAUAUCUAAAAAGAGAUACAUUUGCUGGAGAUGCUAAGGGACUUCCGAUAUUAAGUCUUGUGUUCAUCCGCACAAGGAUGAACAGAGAUGAUUUAAUUGAACAGAGAUGGCGACAGAGGAAAAACUUUGUACGGACUGCAGAUUUAAAUAAAAUGCAUUUAAAGGA